Pimephales promelas (fathead minnow) is the source of this 1890-nucleotide messenger RNA. It is a transcript of the gene kctd6a, whose product is annotated as potassium channel tetramerization domain containing 6a. Gene Ontology annotation, molecular function: protein binding. Lineage: Eukaryota; Metazoa; Chordata; Actinopteri; Cypriniformes; Leuciscidae. Gene Ontology annotation, biological process: protein homooligomerization. The record is from RefSeq and is a predicted model, not a curated record.
AACUGAGCAUUUGCAUUCGUAUAAUGAGAUCGAUUGCAGAUUGUUUAUUUUGGCUUGUAUCAUUUAUUACGUUUUUAUUGCUGCCGCUAUAAAUUAAGUGCGUGCUGCAUCAUAUUUCGUUAAUAUUGAUAGGUCGCGUGAUUUCGUGUGACGUUAUUUCUGAGACUUUGCUACAAUUUGUGGUGGGAUGCAGGGAAGCCCUCGGUGUCCUUCAUAUGCUGCGUCAUUUAUUUGACGAUACGUUUCCAUGGUGAUAAUCGAUAUUGCACUUGAAUAUGCUGUCUAAACUGAAAUAUAAAAACUAUGUCUUAAUUUUAGUGAAGUGUUUAUACCUCAUAAAGACUGCAGAGAGCGUCAUUCGUCACCAGCACUGAAGAGGAACAGUUGGCCACAUGGAGAAUGGAGACUGGGCACACAUGAUGAUGGAUACGGUUACCCUAAAUGUUGGUGGCCAUUUGUACACCACAUCGCUGUCUACCCUCCAGCGUUAUCCAGACUCAAUGUUGGGCGCCAUGUUCCGAGGCGAUUUUCCCACCACACGAGACGCCCAGGGCAACUAUUUCAUAGAUCGAGACGGUCCACUAUUCCGUUACGUCUUGAACUUUUUACGAACCUCAAAAUUGACCCUACCAUGUGACUUCAAAGAAACAGAGCUCCUCCGGAAGGAAGCAGACUUCUACCAGAUAGAGCCCUUGAUCCAGUGUUUAGGUGACACUAAACCUCUCUACCCGAUGGACACCUUUGAGCAAGUGGUAGAACUGUCAAGCACUCGUAAGCUCUCCAAGUACUCGAACCCGGUGGCAGUCAUCAUCACCCAACUCACCAUCACCACCAAAGUUCACGCACUGCUUGAAGGCAUCUCCAACAGCUUCACCAGAUGGAAUAAACAUAUGAUGGACACCAGAGACUUUCAAGUGUCCUUUACCUUUGGACCAUGUGACUACCACCAAGAGGUGUCCCUUCGUGUGCAUCUGGUGGAGUACAUAUCCAAGCAAGGCUUUACUAUUCGCAACACACGAGUUCAUCACAUGAGUGAACGCGCCAAUGAGAACACAGUAGAACAUCAUUGGACUUUCUGUAGAGUUGCGCACAAGGUUGAGGACUGAUUGAUAACAUUACUGUAACUCUGAGAUAGCCAAUUGAGCAAUCACAUGUUUGACGAAGACAUGGACAUUUUUAAUACUAGUUGCGGCUCAAAAUUAAGGCAAUUCCGAAAUUACUUGAACACAACACAUCUGCACUGCAGUUCUUGGUUGAGAUAACCAACAAUAAACACAAUGAAAAUGUUUUCUGUAGUACGCAAUUCAGGCGAACUAGUCCUAUUGUGUUUUAUGCGUCUUCCCACCCACCUUCAGAAGUUAAUGGACAAUAGGAACCUGAACAAUUUGCGUUUUUCGUUUCUACAAGUACAGUAUGCCGUGUUUAGGGUAAAUUCCUUCCUAAACUGCCAUGUCUCCAAAUCUAUUUAUACAACUCUUAAAUGUAAAAUUUGAACAUAUUGCAUCAGUGUUAAAUAUACAGUAUUCAAUAUUUCCACAGAUGUUUUGUCCUGUGAUUGAGUCUUUAAAUUGUAAAUGGUUUGCAUGAUUCUGUGGUAUCUACACUAUUAGUACUUAGACAUAUUUCCUCCCUUGAGAUACAGAAAAAAAAUUUGUACUUGCAUGUCCUCCCUCUCAAUAACUCUUAUGGCCAGCUUCUGGACCAGGCCAAAUUUUGGGGUCCCAACGUCCCAUUUAACAAUUAAUUUUAGUAUCAAAAUGCAUGCAAGGCUAGCAUCACUGAAGGUGAAAGCAUCUUUUAAAUGGUUUGAAAACCCAGUUUAAAUUGAACGAGUUCAUUCAUGUGUGUAAUAAACUGGACCUGCGCAUUAAAAACAGUAGUUUCAUCAUA